Zasmidium cellare ATCC 36951 is the source of this 1782-nucleotide messenger RNA. RefSeq lists its product as uncharacterized. The coding region runs from base 1 to 1782 and encodes 593 amino acids. The record is from RefSeq and is a predicted model, not a curated record. Lineage: Eukaryota; Fungi; Ascomycota; Dothideomycetes; Mycosphaerellales; Mycosphaerellaceae. The transcript has a single exon.
AUGAUGGGCUACAAAGGGAAGGCGACGACUAGUGUGACGUCGCUUUGCUCUUUACCCAGAGAUAUUCUUUUCAGCAUCAGCGACAUUCUCCAACGCGAAAGCCCAACAUCCCUGUCUUCUCUCAGCCUCGUCAAUUCGCAGCUUCAUCGCCUGGCGCAGUAUUGUCAGCACCAGCACGUCAGGAUUGAGAUUUUGGGCGACACCCUGAUCAAGCGAUGCGCAAUCAUUGAAUCAAACGGUCUCGAGGCUGCCGUCCGACAGCUCACACUCGUCGAUAUUCCCGGUGGCAAUAUGCAACCUUGCUCGAAAUACCGUCAGCACAUUGACAUGAUCGGUCGGGUGUUACCAAGAUUUACUGGGCUGAAGUCUCUGGAUUAUCGUGGGAACAGUGUUCCUGCGGCUAUUCUGAGCAUUCUUGCACCACAAGUCACUCUAUCUGCGACGUUCCCUGGCUCUCCGAAAACGAGCCCCGCAGACGAACUACUCAUGCGAUUGUACAACAACGAGAACCUCUCGACUCUCAAUGUCCAGUUCACGUGGAUCCACGAGUCGGAGUGCCGACGCAUCAUGCGUCACUUGAAGGAAGUGAUACUCACCUGCCCCAAUCUGAAGUCGUUGACUCUGGACGUCUCGCAGCCAACAAGCGGGUGCGUUCCGUCUUCUCAGCCUAUCGAGUACGUCGGGCUUGGGUUUGAGUAUGGCGAGAAGAUAGCACCGCUUGAAGAGCUCAUCUUACUUAAUUAUGGAUUUGGGCGGGCAUCACGAAGCCCUACUUCCGAUGUUCCGAGCGACGUUACUGGCAUUGUCGUUGCCAAUGAAAUUGACUACUGGGUGGAAUCUUUCGACUGGUCAAGGUUGAAGAAGCUGAAGACCGGAUACGAAAAGUUCGCUCUCAAGGCUGCAAGCCAGUUUACAGCUCUUGAAGAAGUUCACAUUUUGAACAGCUGGCGAAACCCGACGAUGCAUGAGUUUUUGAACCAGGUUGCAAACUCAUUGCGGACGAUCUCUGCUCCAACUCUGAGACAAGUCUCUCUUGAUGGGCUUAUGUGCCAUGCUGGCACUCUAGAGACACUUCGCCUUCAUCGAGCAGAAGACCACCAAGGCACUUGGCAGGGAGACUGUAUUGAUCUCGACAGCCUGGGCCAGCUUCAGUCCGGUUUACCAUGUCUGCGGGAGCUAAGUGUGGAUAUCGCUCGCUCUGGGCGUUGGCCACUUACCGUUUUUGACGCCUUUGCUGGCUUCAAUCGACUUCGAAUAUUGGAUAUUUGGUUUGAGCUUGGCCUUCAAGACUUCGAGCACCCGGUCGAGCCUCAGCUCACAUUUGAUACUGCCAGAGACGUCUGCGAGUACCUAAGGUCCCGGUGUCCUAAGCUACAGAGGAUGCACCUUCACUCUGGUCACGCUCCACCCAUUGGUUUCGGCUUUCCCUCUGUUCAAGCCUUCUGGCCGGAACAAAACAGCACAUCAUUUGUUUGCGAGCGGUCUGAACGAGAUGAUGCAGUUGCGAAUGAUCGUUUCAUUAUUACAUGUCCUAGACUGGAGCAGCGAGAGAAGAGUCUUCGUCGGGAGGAAGAACGAGAAAGGGGUAAUCGGAAGCCAAUCGGUGCUCAGCUCCGGAACCAUCUACAUAAGACGUUCAAACCUACGUCCUACCGCCGGAGAAAGACAGCCGAGGAUGCUUUUUCUACGAUUGGUAGAUCACGACGUCUACGGAAUGAAGCAUCUCUAGUUGCACAGCAAGGACCAACACCUGUGAGUCUUUGGGAAGGCCAUUACUGGUAG